AUGGCAGAGGCGAGGCAGCUCUACAUCGGAAACAGCCUAUUCAGGAAGAGGGAGAGGAAGAGAUGGACUUGGAUAUCGCCGAACUCUAAGCACCGAAGCGAGAUCGACUACAUCCUGGUUGAUAAGCGACGCAUAUUACAUGACGUCUCCGUCGUGACGCCAUUCAACACCGGCAGCGAUCAUCGUCUGGUAAGGGCGAGGGUCGUCAUCGACGGGAAGAGGGAGAAGAUAGCGUUAUAUUUGGCGUCGAAGGGAAAACGUGUCCGAGUCUACAACGAGGCAAAGCUGCUGGAAGCCAUCAUGCAGGAAGACUGGUGCCAAGGAGAUGACAUAGAUGAUGACUACAACUCACUGAUAGGGAAAAUGAAGGAGUGUUUAAGGAAGGCUAAAGGAGUAUGCCCAAGAGAAAAGAAGGGAAGAAUCUCGGAAGAAACUACGAAGUUACUCGAGAAGAGGAAAAAUAUGAAGAGGACUAUUGAAGAUCACCUUGAAUAUUCCAUUCUCAGCAGAGUGAUUCGUCAGCAACUAAAGAAAGACUUUGAGGCAUACCGGAUGGAGAAGCUCUUGAAGGCCGCAGAGGAAAAGAAGAGCCUCAAGAAAUGCAAGAGGGACAUGGUACUAUAUAGAUCGGAAGUGACGGCUCUGAAAAAUACAGAUGGAAUACCGGUCAACGAGAAGAGCGAGAUGGAAAAGUUUGCGAAGACUUCUACACCAAGCUCUUUAAGUCUACCAGAAAUGUCCAGUCGUUACCACCACUCCAACAGGAAGAAAACGUGCCACCUAUCCUUGUCAGUGAGGUUGAAAGAGCCAUCGGCUCGAUGA
Molecule: messenger RNA, 822 nt
Organism: Octopus sinensis (East Asian common octopus)
Lineage: Eukaryota; Metazoa; Mollusca; Cephalopoda; Octopoda; Octopodidae
Exons: 1
Coding region: 1-822 (273 amino acids)
Source: RefSeq, a predicted model, not a curated record